AUGGGGAUAAAAGGGCUUUGGCAGGCUAUGCAGUCCUACAUUCAGGAUGGCCACUUGAGUCAGUUUAAAGGGAAGCGUGUUUCCGUGGACAUGUACGUUUGGCUCCACCAGGGGAUUCGCCACGGGAUGGAGUUGAAUGAGGAGCGGGUUUGGCGCCACUUCGAGGCGCUCGACGCGCGCGUCUCAGGGGAUCAAACAGAAGGAGAGGCGGCCAGUGGUGAUGGUCUGGAAGGGCCGUCGGAGGCCGCACUGAAGAUGGAGGACGCCUACCUGAUGAACGACCGCUACGUCGACUACAUCGUGCAGAAGGUGGACGCCCUUCUACGCUAUGGGGCUGUCCCGGUCUGCGUGUUUGACGGGGCAGAGAUGCCGAUGAAGCGUCGGACAAACGUCGAGCGGCAGGAGCGACGGGAGGCCAACUUUCAGCAGGCCCUACGGCUCCUCGAGGGGAAUUAUCGGCGCAGCCGAGCUGGCCAGCGCCGCGGAUUCCAAACUCACGCGCGGAGUUAUAGCGAAGCCCUGGAGUGUUUGUGGAAGGCUGUGGAUGUCUCGACGGAGCUCGCGCACAUCCUCAUCCAGGUCUUGCGAGAGGAGCGCCGGGUGGAGUGUUUGGUAGCCCCCUACGAGGCCGAGGCGCAGAUGGCGUAUUUAUGCCGCCAGGGCUACGUUGAGGCGGCCCUCUCGGAGGACUCCGACCUCAUCGCGUACUACUGCCCCUGCAUUAUCGCAAAGGUAGAAACCGCCUCCGGGCGAUGCGUCGUUGUCCAUCCGAAGGUUAGCGUGCCUGCGUUUUUCUCAUCAAUUGCGGCAAUGAACCUCCCUCAGCGCGCGCGCGCGCGCGGGGAUGGGAUUUUGGCGGAGGCGCGUCCGUUAAAUUCAUCCACCUCCUCCACAAAUCCAGCGCCAGCCCCCAUUCCGUUCUCCUAUGAGUCUUUCCUUCUUGGCUGUAUCAUGAGCGGGUGUGAUUACCUUGCGAACCUUCGCAAUAUUGGUGUGAAGACCGCUUUUAAGCUUGUCAGCCACGCACGCUCGCUGGUGGAGGUUUUGCAGCUCCUGAAGACGCAGUUCGGCUUUCCCGCUGACGAGCUCCAGAGCUACCGCCGUCGCCUCCUCGACGCCUUUUAUUGUUUUGCCCACCACAUCGUCUACGAUCCCUCGCUUAGGAAGCUGAUGACCUUCUUUCCGCUUCCGAAUUCCUCCCCCUCCUUGUCUUCUUCCGCGUUGGCGCUGCGGGAGGAUUUGGUAGGGUCGAUGUGGUCUGUCGAGGAGACCCAUCGCGUUUGCGAGGAGUGCUUGUUCGAUCCGAACACGCACCGGCUCUACGUGGGGUCUUUUAACUCCUGCCUCAGCGCCUACCUCCGCCGUGCGCGCCGGGGGCAGGUUCGGUUGACCACGUUCAGCGGAUUUACCGCCAAACAGGCCCCGAAGGUCGUGCUCGACCCCCAGCAGAAGCGCGCGGAGGCGGAGUUCGGCCCGGGCCCCCUCCAAAAAGUCCGCGAGGCCGCGGGGGUGUGGGCCCAAGGCGCCCCCAAAGUGAUGGUCCGCUCGCGGUAUUUCCUGCGCUCGGGGAGGCUGCACGCGCAGGAGGACUGGAGCGCGUCCUCCGGGACCAGCGGCGGCGAGGGGCUCGCAGGGGGAGGGGGGUCGCAGGACUCCGCAUCCCACACGGCCCCCUCGAGCGAUUCCGCCACCCUCGCCUCGCAGGAGUUUGGCGAAAAAGCCCCCACCAGCCCGAGUUUUCGCGCGCGCGAGGCGGCCGGGCCGACCGCGAGGACGCCGUUGGCGGAUUCGACGUCCGGCGCGCGGGGUUCGGGGUUGUUGGGCUCCCCUUCCACCGCCGCCACGCCGCCGCCUGCGCGGGCGGAAAAGGGGCUUUGGGUCGGAGAAGGCGCGGAGGAGGCCUGGCGGCCGUCCCACCCGGGGCCUAAACGCGAGCGGCCCCCAUCCCAGGACGACGCCUCCACCUCCGCGCGCGCGGCGAGCGAGGGGGUUGAGCAGCCUUCCCAGGGGAUUGGCGGGGCGUCGUAUUUUGCGAAGGCUUUUAAGGCCCCCCGGCGCGUCGAGACGGCGACGGCGUCCUCGCCGGGGGAUACUCCCGACUGCGCGGGCCCUGUCGAUCCUUCCGACCCGGCCCACGCCACGGCUACACCGGCUGAAUCGUCCAAACCGACCGAACCAACAGAAAAUGGGGUAAAUUUGGGCGUUUUUGAACAAUUACUCUUCACCGGUCGGUAUUCCACCACGACUUAA
Messenger RNA from Phytomonas sp. Hart1, 2250 nucleotides. NCBI's taxonomy places the organism in Eukaryota, Euglenozoa, Kinetoplastea, Trypanosomatida, Trypanosomatidae. The record is from the annotation of a GenBank genome assembly.